This is a messenger RNA of Labeo rohita (rohu), 3711 nucleotides long. RefSeq names its product kelch-like family member 21 (gene klhl21). Gene Ontology annotation, biological process: protein ubiquitination. The record is from RefSeq and is a predicted model, not a curated record. NCBI's taxonomy places the organism in Eukaryota, Metazoa, Chordata, Actinopteri, Cypriniformes, Cyprinidae. Gene Ontology annotation, molecular function: protein binding.
AUGAGGGUCUCUUAUGAUGCGGAGUCAUGGCGCUGACAUGAGCGAAGACAAAACAGACACACUAGCAAAGUUAAACGCUAAAUAGGGAUAUAGGACAGAUUAUACCGAUCUUUCAAACUAUCCGAGGCGGAUAGCAACCGAAAUCGUUAACGGCUUGAUUCGAUGAAUCCGGAGUUCUGACCAGACGUACGCCAAGAGAAAAACAAGCUAUGGAGAAACCAGUUUUACAAACGCAGCCCUCUAUGCUGCCCUUCUUUGACGCGGCCCACGCUGUCAACUUGCUCCGUGGCAUCCACGAGCUCCGUGCUGAGCGCAAGUUCUUCGACGUCACGUUGUGUGCUGAAGGCAAAGAGUUCCACUGCCAUCGAACUGUGCUAGCAGCUGCCAGCACCUACUUCCGUGCCAUGUUUGCUGGUACACUGCGAGAGAGCGCCAUGGACCGUGUGGUGCUACAUGAAGUAUCGGCUGAACUGUUGGGCCUGCUUGUGGACUUUUGCUACACGGGUCGCGUGACCGUCACACACGACAAUGUUGACCUCCUGCUCAAGACGGCGGAUCUCUUCCAGUUCCCAUCUGUCAAAGAAGCAUGCUGCGCAUUCCUGGAGCAGAGACUUGAUGUUUCCAACUGCUUAGAGAUCCAGGACUUCGCAGAAGCUUACGCCUGUCGUGAGCUUGCGACUAGCGCACGCCGUUUCGUGCUGAAGAACAUUGUGGAGCUGGCGAAGAGCAUGGACUUUGAACGGUUGUCUUGGAAGAGGCUACUGGAGUUUGUGUCUGAUGACGGACUGUGUGUGGAUAAGGAAGAAACGGCGUACCAGAUUGCCGUGCGCUGGGUUAAAGCCGACUUGCAACACCGGUUGCAUUACUGGCCUGAGUUGUUGCAGCAAGUACGCCUACCGUUUGUUCGCCGUUUUUACCUUCUGGCCCAUGUGGAGAGUGAUCCACUGGUCUACUUGUCGCCAGCCUGUUUACGGUUAGUCAGUGAGGCACGCAGCUUUCAGUCUUACGAAUAUGACCGCCAUGACCGACCCAGCCAUCGCAUGCGCCCACGUCCGUCCACCGGCCUAGCCGAGAUUCUGGUGGUGGUAGGAGGAUGUGAUCAAGACUGUGAUGAGCUUGUUACUGUGGAUUGUUACAACCCACAGACUGGACAGUGGAGAUACUUAGCAGAAUUCCCAGACCACCUUGGAGGUGGCUACAGCAUAGCCGCCCUGGGCAAUGACAUUUACGUGACAGGUGGCUCAGAUGGAUCACGUCUUUAUGACUGCGUUUGGCGAUACAACUCCAGUGUGAAUGAGUGGACGGAGGUCUCCCCCAUGCUGAAAGCCAGAGAGUACCACAGCUCUUGUGUCCUGAGGGGUCAACUUUAUGUGGUAGCCUCUGACAGCACAGAACGCUAUGAUCAUACUCUAGACUGCUGGGAGGCUCUUCCACCCAUGCCACAUCCCAUGGAUAACUGCUCUACUACAGCAUGUAGGGGACGGCUCUAUGCUAUUGGCUCCUUAACCGGAGAGGACACAAUGGCAAUUCAAUGCUACGAUGCUGAAAGCAACCGUUGGUCACUAGUCAACGGGGGAGAACUGCCUCCAUGGUCCUUUGCCCCCAAAUCAGUGACUCUAAAUGGGUUGAUCUACUUUGUAAGGGAUGAUUCAGCAGAAGUAGAUGUCUACAACCCACAGAAAAACGAAUGGGAUAAGAUUAGUCCCAUGACACAAGUUCAUGUUGGAGGCAGUGUAGCAGCUCUGGGUGGUCGACUAUAUGUAUCCGGUGGCUAUGACAACACUUUCGAGCUCUCUGACGUGGUGGAGGUCUACGAACCCUCUACUCGAUCUUGGACCCCAGCUGGCCGGCUCCCCCAGCCCACCUUCUGGCACGGAAGUGUCAGCAUAUUCCGACAGUUCAUGCCUCUUGUUCCAAGCACCUUCGAACCCAUCGACAUACCCGAGGCCAACGCCAUCCACCUCCACAGACACCACCGCAACCAGGCACUUCACAACCACAACAACAAUGUCAAUCAGAACCGCAACCAAGAUGUCAAUGAAGUGCGUUGAGAACGUUUUCGAAACGUGAGACUGAAGGUCAUUCAAUGUGACGUCGCUACUAGGUGUUUUGCACUUUAUGACAUAUUCACCUCAACUGGGCAGCAAAGGGAGCUGGUGAAUGGACAAUCAAUGUUUGCAUUUUUUUCUCCCAGUAACCCAGUGUUACUACAGCUUUAAUUGUUGCAUGCAUUUCUAAUGCUGACUGUGUUUACCUUGAACAGAGACUUGAGUGAAGUGACUCAUGAAAUAGUGCCUGGCGAAUUUCAAGCAAUCCAUACCUUGGAAAUUGCAUGAAGGUUAUGCUCAUUUUUCUUUUUUUAAUUUAUUUUAUAAAUCAGCAUGGACCUCUUAAAGUGAUCCACAACAUUGUAACUUCAAGUCAAGAUCCCCAAAAAUAUAGUAUACCAAUAACCUAAUGUGAAUUAAAAUUUUGAGACCCCAAUCAUUCCAAAAGGUUAAAGCUUGGAUCACGUAGACUGUAGAUGCAUGUUUGUAGCGUGAUUGGACAGUACUCUGCAAUGUGGAAAACUAAUGGUAUUUUAUAUACACAGAGAAAAGUCUGAAUUUAAAUAUUUAGGAGAAUCUGAGAUUUUCCAAAAACAACAUAAUUUUGUUUGACAAACAAACAACUCUGUCCCAGCAUAACCCAUUGUUUAAUGUUCAUCAUACUAGAAUGACAUAUUUCAGACAAUCUAGCGUGCAUGCAGUGGUCACAUUUUUUUUGUGAAUUUGUAUCGGACUUGCUUUUAAACUCUCAUAUUUUAAUAUUAAAUUAAGUUUAUGAUUAUCUAGUUAUUGUUUAUUUUAGAGGAAAGUACACUACCAGUCAAAAGUUUUUGAACGGUAAGACUUUAAAGAAGUCUCUUCUGCUCACCAAGCCUGCAUUUAAUUUUAUAAUAACUGCUUUCCGUUUGAAUAUAUUUUAAAAUGUAGAAAAAGUUACAGAAAUUAAUACUUUUGUUUAGCAAGGAUGCUUUAAAUUGAUCAAAAGUGAUAUUAUGUUACAAAAGAUUUCUAUUUCAGGUCAGCGCUGUUCUUCUGAACUUUCUAUUCAUCAAAGUAUCCCGAAAAAAUUCUAUUCAGAAUAUUAGAAUAAUUUCUGAAGGAUCAUGUGACUGAGGAAUGAUGCUAAAAAUUCAGCUUUAAAAUCACAGGAAUGAAUUGCAUUUUAUAAUAUUUUAAAUAGUAAAAAUAUUUCAAAAUGACUGUUUUUGCUGUACUUUGGCUCAAAUAAAUGCAGACUUGGUGAGCAGAAUAGACUUCUUUAAAAAACUUUUCAAAAACCGUUCAAAAACUUUUGACUGGUAGUGUAUGUAAAAUGUAAGAAACAGCUUGUGUUUACUAAGCUGUCUGUGAUCAUGAAGAAAUGUGAGGAAGAGAUGAAGGCAUUGUGUUUUUGUCAAAUUGUAUUCGGAUGCUGUACUAAUAACUGGAAGUAGUAAUUCAGUAUCUCGUUAUUCUUGAGUAAAUAUAUGUGUUUGACAAUACCAGUACUUAUGAAACUAAUUAUUUACGACACGCUUAAGCGGUACUUGAUGUUUAUUUUAUUUUUCUUACAGAAAGUUUUGUUUGUUUUGUGGCCAAAAUUAUUUGUACAAUACAGACAAGGCGAUGAUUUGUGUAAUGUUUGUUUGUGUGGUCAACCAAUAAAUGACUGCCAGCACUGUUA